UCUAGCCUCGUUCAUGUUCUCGUGGUGGUUUGUAACUGAACUUGUGUCUGAUCGUAGUCACUUCUAUAGUUGAUUGUAAACGUUUUAAUACUUAUAAUUUACGCAGAUCUUUAUCGAAUUGCAAUGGCGAAGAAACAGCAAAUCACGAGUAAAGCUAAGGCGCAACAGCCGCAGAGCCAGAAGAAGAAAGCAUUGCCAGCAAAGCUAGUGCAAGAAGAGGAAGAAGAAGAUGAUGAUGAUGACAGCGACGCGGAGGAGAUGGACGAAGAAUUGGAUUCGGAUAUGGAAGGAGAAAUGGACGAUGAUGAGGAAGAGGUGCCGGUUCCACAAGCAAAAUCUAAGAAGUCACAAAAACAAAAGCCAGAGAUUGGCGGCGGGGACACAAAAUCUCCACAGAAGAGAAAAUCAGACACGAUCGAACAUUCGGCAAAGAAAGCAAAAGUUAACAAGGGUAAUCUAACAGCAUCUAAACUAGGGCAGGAAGAAGUACAGAAAGAACUGCACCAGAUCGAGGAGAAGCAGCGACGCUGUCUCUACGUUGGCAUGCUCGAGCAGACGGUGACGGUGGCCGCGCUGAAGGCUCUGUCGCCGCAGAUCCGCGAUGUGCGCAUACGCCAGGGUUACUACAAGAGCAAGGACAAGAAGAAGACACCGUCCUGGUUUGCCUUCCUGGAGUUUGAGAGCGAGGCGAUCACAGAGAAGAACAUGGAGAAGCUGAAGAACAAGAAGCUGGAUGGCAAGCCGCUGCAUAUCGACUUCUGCGGCAGCAAGCGCAGCGGCGGCGCCACAUCGACAAAGCCAGGCCAGCAACCGAACAUCAAGUUCGAUCCGCACAUUCUCUACGUCACCGGAUUCGGAGAGGGAGCGACGGAGCUGGACUUGAGAAAGGUCUUCACAAAAGCCAAGGACAUCAGGUUCCCCCAGAGAGGAUCUCUGACGCACUGCGUCUUUGUCGAGUUUGUGAACAUCGAGGAUUCGAAGGCGGCGCACGACAGUUGUAAGGACAAGGAGGUGAAGGGAGGCAAGCUGGUGCUACAGUACGCGCGCGCAAAGGGCAAGGCGACCAAGAAGGGCAUAAAGAAGAAUGCUGAGAAGACAAAGGCGAAGAAUGGAAUGAAAUCGCAAGGGAAGAUGCAAGAUGAUGACGAUGACGACGAUGAGGAUGAUGAUGAUUUUGACGAAGACGAUGAGGACGAUGAUGAGAGCGAUGAUGAGGAUGAUGAUGAUGAUGACGAUGAUGAUGAUGACGAAUAAAUUUACUGGGGAAAUCACCAGGAAGCAGUGUAUCUGAGGCGAGGCGGUGCGGAGAACGCCUCGGUCGUGUACAGUUGGGAAAUCAGAGGCCGAGAAAUCAUGACAACAGAACUAAUAUUGCUGCGGAACUAAUUUUGGAGCGGCGUCACCCGCACCGGUUGUUGGGGACGAGUCGCCGCUAUUUGAACAGUCGAGAGAGAAGAUCGAUGGCCGCGUGCGAGUGACCCCCGCUCGUCUCUAUACGGAAUCACGGCGACGUUACUGGCGCCGGGUAUUGACAAUCGAAUCUUAACAAGCGAACAUCUGUCGGUGGCGGGCCGAUCGCGCUUCCUUCAUAAUUAUAGUCUCGAAAUCGUCGUCGAAAUAGUUGCCAUCUAAAGCAGAGGAAACGUCGCGUCAUGUGCGUGGCAGUACCAGAGGCGGGAUGCGUAGCGGGAGCUAGUGUUUUAAUUCGUGUCGGGAGUUUUACUUUUGAUUGCGUUGUGUUUGUGUUUUGUUUUCCUAAGCUCAGACGAUACUCCUGUUGUCGCCGUGUUUGCGUCGACGUCAGCGUGGCGUCGCGCGUUCGUUUACGUGUUUGCGCGUGUUUGCGCGUGUUUGCGCGUGUUUGCGCGUCCGACCUUUCGUGAUUUCCACGUCUCUCGUUGCCUCGCUCGACGUGAGAAGAUCGCGCGUCGAUCAUCGUCUCCAUCUCGGUGGUUGCACUCUCAUUGCGUCGCCCCAUGCCGGACGCGUUUCCAUGGCGACCGGACGCGAGGGGGCGCCUGCAUGUCGAGAGGUUCCCAGCUCUGCACGACGUGCGUUUCGGCGACCUACGAAGUUGUACGAAAGUCUACGAAGUUGUCUGCAGACAUUCCACGUGUACCAACCCUAGAUCCGAAAAUAAAGGUGUCUUCUGAGUCUUCUUGUAAACCAA
Molecule: messenger RNA, 2170 nt
Organism: Priapulus caudatus
Lineage: Eukaryota; Metazoa; Priapulida; Priapulimorpha; Priapulimorphida; Priapulidae
Product: nucleolin-like
Exons: 11
Coding region: 124-1254 (376 amino acids)
Molecular function (GO): RNA binding
Source: RefSeq, a predicted model, not a curated record